Molecule: messenger RNA, 699 nt
Organism: Puccinia triticina
Lineage: Eukaryota; Fungi; Basidiomycota; Pucciniomycetes; Pucciniales; Pucciniaceae
Exons: 4
Coding region: 1-699 (232 amino acids)
Biological process (GO): regulation of transcription by RNA polymerase II
Molecular function (GO): RNA polymerase II cis-regulatory region sequence-specific DNA binding; DNA-binding transcription factor activity, RNA polymerase II-specific
Source: RefSeq, a predicted model, not a curated record
AUGGUGUUGUUGACCGACCUGCCAGCCGAACUUCUCGAGAAAAUACUCGAGCAAGUCGUCCACCUCCACCAGGCCGACCAACACCACCCACAUCGCUGCCUCGAGUAUUGCCCCAUCUGCGAAUCCGGUGAGGGAAGCCAGGAUAUCCGUCUCAAGGCAAGAGCUAACCUGGAAUCCAAACAGAAAUAUCACUCUACCUUCACGCUGCCUAGUCCUACCUACAUGACGCCCAGAGCUACUACCCCAGAGGCUCUGCCAUCCAAUCCACUACUACCACUCUGCUUGGUCAACCGCACCUUUGGAAAAUGUGCCCAGCAGGCGCUCUUCACACAUGUCACCUUACUCAAUCAGUGGCAGGCCCAUCUAUUCUGCCAGACACUCACUAGCCCAUCCCUCACUCAGAACGCUUUAUCAUCUCCGAUAGACGACCAACAUCCGCCGGCCAGCCUUGCUCACCAGGUUCGCUCGCUUCAGUUCAAAUUCAUUGGUCCGUGUUCGAUGGGAAGGGGCGGCGGCUCUCUGAUCUGCGAGAUCAUCCGCAGCUGUCCGGUACUUGAAAACAUCACCAUGGCCACCUCGCUCUUGACUCGCUGUCAAGAGCCCCUCCUGGACGCCCUUGCCAGUCGACCGUUCAUUGAGAAGGUUGUUCUUGGUCAUCUCCAUCAGGGGAAACAUCGCACACAUCGUUCUCAUAUCUAG